AUGAAACGCAUUAGCCCUCUAAACACCCUUUUUUAUUUAAGUUUAUUUUUUUCAUACACAUUUAAAGGGUUAAAAUGCACCAGAAUAUAUAAAAUCGGAACGAAAGCGUUACCGUGUUCUAAGUGUCACGAUGUAUUUGAUUGUACCGGAUGUUUAUUCGAGGAAAAAGAAUCUUCUCAUGUGAUACCUUUAAAAUUAAACAAGAAGAAACCAAACGAUCAUAAAAAGUUACAAAAACAUCAUGAGUCUCUAAAAUUAGGGGACGUAAAAUAUUAUGUAAACAGAGGAGAAGGAAUUUCCGGAAGUUUAGGAACGUCAUCUGGUAAUACAUUAGAUGAUAUGGAUUUAAUAAAUGAAGAAAUAAAUAAAAAACGAACAAAUGCACAAUUAGAUGAAAAAAACUUUUUAGAUUUUACUACGUAUAAUAAAAAUAAAACACAAGAUAUAUCUGACCAUUUAUCUGAUAUUCAGAAACAUGUGUAUGAACAAGAUGCUCAAAAGGGAAAUAAAAAUUUUACAAAUAAUGAAUUUAAUCCAAAUAAUGAAAACAAUUCAGAUAAUAGUUCGAUUGAAAAGAAUUUUAUUGCUUUAGAAAAUAAAAACGCUACAGUAGAACAAACAAAAGAAAAUAUUUUUCUAGUACCCUUAAAACAUUUAAGAGAUAGCCAAUUUGUAGGAGAAUUAUUAGUUGGUACUCCCCCUCAAACUAUAUAUCCAAUAUUUGAUACAGGAAGUACAAAUGUAUGGGUAGUGACAACAGCUUGUGAAGAAGAGUCUUGUAAAAAAGUCCGAAGAUAUGAUCCUAAUAAAUCAAAAACAUUUAGGAGAUCAUUUAUAGAAAAAAAUUUACACAUAGUAUUUGGAUCCGGUUCUAUAUCAGGUUCUGUAGGUACAGAUACAUUUAUGUUAGGAAAGCACCUAGUAAGAAAUCAGACUUUUGGAUUAGUAGAGAGUGAAUCAAAUGAUAAUAAAAAUAGUGGGGAUAAUAUAUUUGAUUAUAUAUCAUUUGAAGGUAUAGUAGGCUUAGGAUUUCCAGGAAUGUUAUCAGCUGGGAAUAUACCCUUUUUUGAUAAUUUAUUAAAACAGAAUCCAAAUGUAGAUCCUCAAUUUUCUUUUUAUAUAUCUCCUUAUGAUGGGAAGUCAACUUUAAUAAUUGGUGGGAUUAGUAAAUCAUUUUACGAGGGGGAUAUAUAUAUGUUACCGGUGUUAAAAGAAUCCUACUGGGAAGUAAAAUUAGAUGAAUUAUAUAUUGGUAAAGAAAGAAUAUGUUGUGAUGAAGAAAGUUACGUUAUAUUUGACACAGGUACAUCUUAUAAUACAAUGCCUAGUAGCCAGAUGAAAACAUUUUUGAAUCUAAUACAUUCAACUGCAUGUACUGAACAAAACUACAAAGAUAUAUUAAAAUCAUAUCCUAUAAUUAAAUAUGUUUUUGGUGAGCUAAUCAUUGAAUUACAUCCAGAAGAAUAUAUGAUUUUAAACGACGAUGUGUGUAUGCCUGCCUACAUGCAAAUCGAUGUACCAUCUGAAAGAAACCAUGCAUACUUAUUAGGCAGUUUAUCUUUUAUGAGGAAUUUUUUUACGGUAUUUGUACGAGGCACAGAAAGUAGACCUUCUAUGGUUGGAAUAGCAAGAGCAAAAAGUAAAAACUAG
Molecule: messenger RNA, 1650 nt
Organism: Plasmodium reichenowi
Lineage: Eukaryota; Apicomplexa; Aconoidasida; Haemosporida; Plasmodiidae
Product: plasmepsin X
Exons: 1
Coding region: 1-1650 (549 amino acids)
Biological process (GO): proteolysis
Molecular function (GO): aspartic-type endopeptidase activity
Source: RefSeq, a predicted model, not a curated record